Molecule: messenger RNA, 855 nt
Organism: Hipposideros armiger (great roundleaf bat)
Lineage: Eukaryota; Metazoa; Chordata; Mammalia; Chiroptera; Hipposideridae
Exons: 3
Coding region: 1-816 (271 amino acids)
Source: RefSeq, a predicted model, not a curated record
AUGCCUCGCGUGGCUGCUGACUACCGAGAGCUGACCCACAGGCUCGAGACCGAGCACCUGCUCCUGAACGUGGCUCUGGUCACAGCAGACUUGUUGCUCCUCCUCCGACAGGCUCCGGUGGUGACGCCUCGAUGCCUUUGUCCUCACUGUCCCUGGGCCUCGAAUGCCACCCUCCCGGUGUGCACGGCUCAUGGCCCCACCUCCCCCAAACGGCGUGUCUCUGUGACUCACCGGGUCUCGCCAGGUGGCUGUGACCAUGGCCUCGGGAGUCGAGCUCCGCACACUGGCCGUGCGGCCAGGGGCAGCAGCUGCGGCCCUCGGAGCCUUGGGAGUCCCGAUGAGAAACCCGAGGCCACCUCCCGGCUGGUAAGGGCCGUGGUGCCAUGCUUGUGGCGACGGCGUGAGCUGAGCUGGACGACCCACGGAAAGAAGCACCGUCGGCAGCACCCAGGGCCUCUCACCGUCCAGCCUCCUUCUGAGAAAAAGCGAAUCCUUCUUCCUCUUCUAAGACGGCGCCGUUGCUUCUCGGGGGAGAGCUGGCAGGAGGGCAGAAUGGGCAAGCGUGCGCUCCUCACCCCGCCUGCCUCCAGGCCGGCCGCUGUGUCGGGGCCGCCGGGAACGGUUCGCAUCCGCAAAGCAGAUGAUGUUGCUGACCAGGGUGUCUCCUUACCUGCAGCAGGUCAGGCGACGGAAAAGCUACGCCCAGCUUGUUGGUAUACAAUCAAUGGUCGGAAUUUUCCAGCAAGUGCACGACAGUUCACUGAGCUCACCGGGGCCCCGCCCCUUUCCCGCUCCACACAGACUAUGCUUUCAUGAGAUUUAUGUGUUGGGAUCAAGUUGCCUGGCGGUGCCCGG